Molecule: messenger RNA, 999 nt
Organism: Aspergillus affinis
Lineage: Eukaryota; Fungi; Ascomycota; Eurotiomycetes; Eurotiales; Aspergillaceae
Product: ArsA family ATPase
Exons: 2
Coding region: 1-999 (332 amino acids)
Biological process (GO): post-translational protein targeting to endoplasmic reticulum membrane
Cellular component (GO): GET complex
Molecular function (GO): ATP hydrolysis activity; ATP binding
Source: RefSeq, a predicted model, not a curated record
AUGUCCUCUACCGCCGUCGUGCAGAGCGACGAUCUCAUGGAGCCGUCGCUCCAGACGAUUGUCAACCAAGACACCCUCCGCUGGAUUUUUGUUGGUGGUAAGGGAGGUGUGGGCAAGACGACAACGUCGUGCUCUCUCGCUAUUCAACUCGCCAAGGCCCGCAAGUCGGUUUUGCUUAUCUCGACCGAUCCCGCGCACAACCUGAGCGAUGCGUUCGGCCAGAAGUUUGGAAAGGAAGCCCGGCUGGUGGAUGGAUACACGAACCUCAGUGCUAUGGAGAUCGACCCGAAUGGCAGCAUCCAGGAUCUGCUGGCCAGCGGUGAAGGGCAAGGCGACGACCCUCUGGCUGGAUUGGGUGUUGGAAACAUGAUGCAGGAUCUAGCGUUCAGUAUCCCCGGUGUCGACGAGGCCAUGUCUUUCGCUGAGGUCUUGAAACAAGUCAAGUCCUUGUCUUACGAGGUUAUUGUCUUCGAUACUGCCCCGACUGGUCACACGCUUCGCUUCCUCCAAUUCCCCACAGUGCUCGAGAAAGCUCUUGCGAAGCUCUCUCAACUGUCCACUCAGUUUGGACCGAUGUUGAACUCUAUCCUUGGAUCUCGGGGUGGCCUCCCGGGUGGUCAGAACAUUGACGAGAUUUUGCAGAAGAUGGAAUCUCUGCGGGAGACAAUCAGCGAAGUCAACACGCAGUUUAAGAACCCCGACCUCACUACCUUCGUGUGUGUUUGCAUUGCCGAGUUCCUGUCCCUCUACGAGACCGAGCGUAUGAUCCAGGAAUUGACGAGCUACAACAUCGAUACACACUCUAUUGUGGUCAACCAGCUCCUGUUCCCCAAGCAAGGAAGUGAAUGUGACCAGUGCAAUGCCCGAAGGAAGAUGCAGAAGAAAUACCUCGAGCAGAUCGAGGAGCUUUACGAAGAUUUCAACGUCGUCAGGAUGCCUUUGCUUGUCGAGGAAGUCCGAGGAAAGGAGAAAUUGGAAAAGUCAGCCAUCCAUCCAUAA